This is a messenger RNA of Xylona heveae TC161, 1855 nucleotides long. RefSeq lists its product as hypothetical. Gene Ontology annotation, biological process: protein phosphorylation. Lineage: Eukaryota; Fungi; Ascomycota; Xylonomycetes; Xylonales; Xylonaceae. Bases 172 to 1500 code for a protein of 442 amino acids. The record is from RefSeq and is a predicted model, not a curated record. The transcript has a single exon. Gene Ontology annotation, molecular function: protein kinase activity; ATP binding.
ACCACCAUGGUUAUUUGAGAUUCAUAACCGCCGCGAAGCCUGGAGCUUAUUCUACAUACAGAUUCCAAUAGCGCUUCUGCUCUUUGACUUUGUGAAGAAUACCUCCUCUUCCUUAGAGUACCAAAUAGCUCCCCGCUCAGGCUGAUUGGACAGUCACGAACUCUAUUCAUCAUGAUCCGUCCAGAAGAUAGAUUCUGGGUCUGUAGUGAGAGUGUUACUGGAGACUUGCACGCCGGCACCGUCAUUGAUUGGGAUCAACGUCGAUGGUAUACUAUCAAUGGCUCAAUAAAGUUCAUCCCCCCCGAGGAGGAUAAGGAUAUUGAUGUGCUGAAGCGCUACAUUGAUCAUCUUGCUCCAAGUGUUUACUCGAUCACCGUGGAUGAUGACGGUUUGCUCACCUCAGUUUCAUCAGCUCCUGAAGAUGACCCCCUCUUGACUAUCCAUUACCCACGCUACGCCAAGUCUCCAUCCCUACAAUCUUGUUCUACUAUCGAGAUUUCUCGACUCGCCGAGUUAGAUCGACUCGGGCCCGGCGUUGACUUGGUAAGCUAUUCCGAUAGCGACAAACCCGAAGCGCAAAGAAAGGUCGUCUUCAAAUACAGCAUGAUUUUCCAGAGGCGGACAAAAAUAUGGCACGAACUGCAUAUCACAAAAAGCCUUCCUGCUCACCCGAAUCUGGUUCCGUUUGACCGCGUCGUCGUCGAUGAUGUUGAGUCCCGCGUCCUCGGUUUUACAACAGCUUACGUUCCUGGCGGUUGUUUGGAUGAUAAUAAGAGUCGUAUAUUUCGAUUAGAGUACUUUCAACAACUUACCUCCGUAGUUGACUAUCUCAACUUGGAGCUGGGUAUCAUUCACCAGGAUGUGGCAGCACGAAACAUUCUACUCGACUCCAAGACACAAAAUAUACUGCUCUUUGAUUUUGACCGAGCCGCCCCAGUCGGUCAUCCUUGGUGUGUUCCUCAGAGGAAUGACGUCGCCGGUGUCAUAUUUACGUUGUACGAGAUUAUCACGCAGGACGAACACUAUCGCCAUGUGCCAUUUCAGGAGCAAAACCCAGAGUCAGUACAAAGUCUCGAGGAAUGGCCAGUGAAAUGCAAGUUGGAUAACGAUGUCGCACUCUUUCGCAAGCAUCUGAAUGAAUGGGUUCAACGCCGCAAGGCAAUUUGCGAUGUUGCUCCCUUUGUACCUGAACCCAAGCCAUUCGACAUACCUACGAUACCCCCACCUUCGCCAGUCAUUACAGGCCACGGAGAAGACGGAGCGCCAAUCGUCGAACGUGGCAGAAUUAUGAGGACGAGACGGAGCUUGAGAGAUCGUAAUCAAAAUAUCAUCUCCUGGGAACGCCCUCCGCAACAGCCUACAUGUCCCCUUCCAAACGGGACUAAACGAAAACGCUCCUGCUCAAGUUCUCUCGAAGCGCAAGAUGACCGUCAUCUUUCACUAUCGACGCCCGAAAAUACUCAAGAUCGCACGUGUGGCAAUGGAAUCAAGGCGCCCUAGAUGUUGCAUUUCGCGGCGUAACAGAGAGUUUUGUUGUAAAAAGCAACAGAAUGUUGUAGAGAUGUUUUAUGAUAGCACAGUGUACGGGUACACGCAGACCCCGGAACUUCAAACAUGCAUGAAACUCUUUUUUUGGAUUAUUCAUCACCCAUUUUUUCCGUUAGAAAUUUCAGGAUACAAUUUACCAUCAACAUAAAAUUUUACAUGGACCGUCAGCGAAUGAUGGGGUGAAUGAGGCAUCGUAUUGUACUUCACAGGUCAUUUCACUCUGUCUAGUCUGUAGCACCAUGAGUGGUUUUUCCUUCAAAAGCCCUCUUUGUAUUAUUUUCAAUUCGCAAUUAGGACGUGAUGGUAC